Molecule: messenger RNA, 858 nt
Organism: Drosophila ananassae
Lineage: Eukaryota; Metazoa; Arthropoda; Insecta; Diptera; Drosophilidae
Exons: 3
Coding region: 96-626 (176 amino acids)
Source: RefSeq, a predicted model, not a curated record
AGUUUCGUAUAGUUUUUGAAGAUUAAGGAGCCUUGGGCUUUCCACUUCAAAAUAAUAGUACGUGCACAAAUAUAACAAACGAACACGGUGGGAAAAUGAAGUCGAUUCUAAUAUUGGCUCUACCAAUUCUGUUAGGAUUGGCGGGUGCUGAUGAAACGGAAAAUGGUCCUCAAGCCCCUUUAGUUCAGACUCUGUCGCCGGAGACGACAACCCAGUCGGAAUACAUCAUGUUUGUGAAGCCAGCGAAGAAAAAUCAUACUGCCAUUGGUGUGAAGAAUUUGGCCGAUUCCUUGUCCAGUGCCGCCGAUCCACUGUCCUGGCAACUGAGCCAUCUGCCGCGCCAACUGAAGCUCACCUUCAUCCGCUUCAAGCGCGACGUGGAGGCCAGUUGGUCGCACGGCAGGAUCCAGCCCAGAAUCUGGCCACCGUUCUACGAGGUCAGAGACGAGUCUCUUAUAAACUUUUCAAAGAAUGGAACAGCUCCUCCAAAGCCCGGCUACUUCAAGCUGAUGUUUGUGAUUAUCCAUCAUCUAUGGAAGGACUCCUCAAAAUACAAACUCGGCCAACUGAUGAAAGGAAAUUUCGAUGGGGGUAAUGAUGAUCGCAAAGGAGUGGAACGGGGAUGAUAUAUUUCUGAGAAAGCAGUUUCGUUUAUUUGAAAUUCAAUUUUAAACCAAGACAGGAAGAAACUGGAGCGCCAAAAUCAAAAUUUAGAAAAUAAUUUAGAAUUAAGAAUUUAGAAGAGAAUCCAGAGUAGAGUUUUCAAAAUCAAAAUAGAAAGUUAAGAAAACCAUUCGAAAACAAGAGAGCUGGCAUAUUCCAAAGAAAAUAAAAAACAGAUAAGGUACAUUUAUAAUA